AUGCCCGGAAGUGGAGACUUCGGUAAGAAGAAAGAUGAUAAGAAAAAAGAGAAACCAAAGUAUGAACCCCCGGUGGAAUCCAACUUCGGCAAGAAAAGAAGAAAAGGUCCAGACACUGCUGUGAAAUUGCCAAGCGUAUAUCCAACUACACGUUGCAAGUUGAAGCUAUUGAAGUUGGAAAGAAUCAAGGAUCACUUAUUGUUGGAAGAAGAAUUCAUCUCGAACCAAGAGGCUUUUCAACCAACUGAAGCAAAGCAAGCAGAAGAGAGAGAGAAAGUGGAUGAGUUGAGAGGCUACCCUAUGUCUAUCGGCACAUUAGAAGAAAUCAUUGACGAUGACCACGGUAUUGUGUCCACCACAGCAGGUUCUGAGUACUAUGUCUCGAUAAUGUCAUUUGUUGACAAAGGGUUGUUGGAGCCAGGUUGCUCCGUUCUUUUGCACCAUAAGUCGGUGGCUAUUGUUGGUGUUCUACAAGAUGACGCCGACCCAAUGGUGUCGGUGAUGAAAUUAGACAAAUCCCCAACAGAAUCAUAUGCGGACAUUGGCGGUUUGGAAUCACAAAUUCAAGAAAUCAAAGAGUCUGUGGAAUUGCCAUUGAUUCAUCCAGAGUUGUACGAAGAAAUGGGAAUCAAACCACCAAAGGGUGUUAUAUUGUAUGGUGCCCCAGGUACAGGUAAGACCUUGUUAGCCAAAGCUGUCGCCAAUCAGACAAGCGCCACCUUUUUGAGGAUCGUGGGAUCUGAAUUGAUUCAGAAAUAUCUCGGUGAUGGACCUAGAUUAUGCAGACAAAUUUUUCAAAUUGCAGGUGAGUUAGCUCCUUCAAUUGUGUUUAUUGACGAAAUCGAUGCUAUUGGAACGAAAAGAUAUGACUCUACGUCGGGUGGCGAGAGAGAAAUCCAAAGAACCAUGUUAGAAUUGUUGAACCAGUUGGAUGGUUUUGACGAUAGAGGUGAUAUCAAAGUGAUCAUGGCUACGAAUAAAAUUGAAUCUUUGGACCCAGCAUUGAUUAGACCGGGCCGAAUUGACAGAAAGAUUUUGUUUGAAAACCCUGAUUCGAACACAAAAAAGAAGAUUUUGUCCAUUCACACCUCCAAGAUGAACUUAGCUAGCGAUGUGAACUUAGAUGAAUUAGUCACUUCGAAAGAUGAUUUGUCAGGAGCAGACAUCAAGGCAUUGUGUACAGAAGCAGGUUUGUUGGCAUUGAGAGAGCGGAGAAUGCAAGUGAAGGCCGAAGACUUCAAAACGGCAAAAGAAAGGGUUCUCAAGAACAAGGUGGAGGAGAACCUUGAGGGAUUAUACUUGUAA
Messenger RNA from Clavispora lusitaniae ATCC 42720, 1305 nucleotides. RefSeq names its product proteasome regulatory particle base subunit (gene RPT2). NCBI's taxonomy places the organism in Eukaryota, Fungi, Ascomycota, Pichiomycetes, Serinales, Metschnikowiaceae. Gene Ontology annotation, molecular function: proteasome-activating activity; ATP binding; ATP hydrolysis activity. Gene Ontology annotation, biological process: proteasome-mediated ubiquitin-dependent protein catabolic process. The record is from RefSeq and is a predicted model, not a curated record. Gene Ontology annotation, cellular component: proteasome regulatory particle, base subcomplex.